CUGGAGUGUCUUGGAUAGGUCCACCUCUCCUGUGGGACGACCAUGACCUUACCGGGCUGGACAAAGCGUCCGGGUCGACACAACCCGCUGGACCUGCUGCCGCCGCCUGCGACCUCCAACAAGCCUCUCACUCCCUUCAGCAUCGAGGACAUCCUCAGCAAACCCUCGGCGAUGAUGACGCGCGGCUGCAAACACGUGUGCGCCGGAGCCAAGGCGCCGUCCGCGGGACGCUGCCGCCCAGAAGGGCCGCUGCUCAGUGACUCGUCUCCGUUAUCCGCUCUGGAGGAGCUGGCCAGUAAAACCUUCCGCGGCCUGGAGGUCAGUGUCCUGCAGACUGCCGAGGGCGCGGAGGGCGUGUCGCUGCUCGGCCACAAGGUCGCGCCGAGGAAGCGCCGCAAGUCCCGCACGGCCUUCACCAACCACCAAGUCUUCGAGCUGGAGAAGCGCUUCCUCUACCAGAAGUACCUGAGCCCGGCGGACCGGGACCAGAUCGCCCUGCAGCUGGGCUUGACCCACGCGCAAGUCAUCACCUGGUUCCAGAACCGCAGGGCUAAACUGAAGCGGGACUUGGAGGAGAUGAAGGCGGACGUGGAGUCGGCGAAGGCCGCCGGUGCUGUGGCCCUGGAGAAGCUCGCGCGGCUGGCGGAGCUUGAACGGUGCGCGGAUGGAGGCCUGGGACUAGAUCAGCCGGAACCGGAGCGGGAACACACACCGACUGGACCGAAGGGUGCUUCAUCUCUGCGCGUCGAGCCGGAGAGCAGCAGCAUGGGUUCUGAGGAGGAGAUCCAGGUUGACGACUGA
This is a messenger RNA of Synchiropus splendidus (mandarinfish), 801 nucleotides long. RefSeq names its product ladybird homeobox 1a (gene lbx1a). The transcript is spliced from 2 exons. Gene Ontology annotation, molecular function: DNA-binding transcription factor activity, RNA polymerase II-specific; DNA binding. Gene Ontology annotation, biological process: regulation of DNA-templated transcription. NCBI's taxonomy places the organism in Eukaryota, Metazoa, Chordata, Actinopteri, Syngnathiformes, Callionymidae. The coding region runs from base 43 to 801 and encodes 252 amino acids. The record is from RefSeq and is a predicted model, not a curated record.